CCCUCCACCCCCGAGAUUUCCGCCGGGGCAAUGGCGAGUGGCGGCUGCACGGCGGGUAAUGCGGUCUCCUGACCCGAAGCACCGGCAGCAGAGCCGCGCUCUGGGCUGCAGGCUGCCCUGACUCUUCCCCGAAGGGUACCCCCCCGGGAGAACGGGGGUGAGCUGCUGAAACUUUCCGUUUCGCUCGGCUGCCUCCGCCGUACUUCCGAGAGGGCGCCUGGGAGCCGUGCCCCGGGAUGCUGCCCGCCGCCCUUGCCUCGGCGGGGCAGCGCGGCCGGCGGCUGCGGGCCGCCCUGGGGCGGUGGCUGCUCGCUCCGCCCAGCUGCGCGCUGCUGGGGCCGGGGCCAGGGCCCUGUCUGGGGUGGCGGCACCAGCCCCUCUGCAGGGAGCCCCCCCCGCUUCUCUGGGCCGCCCGGCGCAGGUUCGGGACGCGGGCGGGUGGUCUGAGAGCGGAAAAACCCGGCGAUAAUAGCAAACAGGUGUCCGUGCAAAGGGAUCGGAAGGAAGAAACGGUGCUGUCCGCUGCUCAGAAAGUGAAACAAGCUGGAAGAGACUUUACCUACUUUAUUGUGGUGCUUGUGGGAAUUGGUGUUACAGGUGGUUUGCUUUAUGUAAUUUUUAAAGAGCUAUUCUCUUCUUCUAGUCCAAGUAAGAUCUAUGGAGAUGCCUUGGAGAAGUGCAGAUCUCACCCUGAGGUAAUUGGUGUUUUUGGUGAAUCUAUUAAAGGUUAUGGAGAGGCAACAAGAAGAGGAAGACGACAGUUUGUCAGUCACAUUGAAUACAUAAAGGAUGGACUGAAACAUAUGCGUUUGAAGUUCUAUAUUGAGGGCACUGAAUCAGGGAAGCGGGGAACGGUCCAUAUGGAAGUCAAAGAGAAUCCUGAAAGAGGAAGAUUUGAGGUCCGCUACAUAUUUGUGGACGUUGACACCUAUCCUAGAAGAACUAUUGUCGUAGAAGACAACAGAUGAUAGCCCGUGAUCAAAGUUGCCACUUCAUCUCGUUGAGCGUUGGGUAAUACCAGUGUUGCCAUUCUACACAUGAAUUCUUCAGUGUACCUGACUGUAUCUUGCACCUUUGGGAUUGUGCUACAGGACAUCACCUCUCAGGGCCUCCAUUAAGGUCUUUCAUUGCAACAGAUACAGGAUUUGAAGUGAAGCCAAUGAAAAACAGUAGAGCCAUCACUUACGGCAAAUAUAUUUGACAUAGGAAAAUAAUGGCUCAUAAUAAACAGUUUGAUGCUGGAUAAUACUUCUACACACUCAAAAACUGAGUCUUCCAAGAUUUUAGGUUUGUUUGUGGAGCUUUUUGACUUCCUUUGCUUGGAUUUUCUACUAGCACUGCAAUAAAGAAAGUGGUAUUUUAA
Molecule: messenger RNA, 1363 nt
Organism: Columba livia (rock pigeon)
Lineage: Eukaryota; Metazoa; Chordata; Aves; Columbiformes; Columbidae
Gene: TIMM21
Product: translocase of inner mitochondrial membrane 21
Exons: 6
Coding region: 237-968 (243 amino acids)
Biological process (GO): protein import into mitochondrial matrix
Cellular component (GO): TIM23 mitochondrial import inner membrane translocase complex
Source: RefSeq, a predicted model, not a curated record